Molecule: messenger RNA, 897 nt
Organism: Didymodactylos carnosus
Lineage: Eukaryota; Metazoa; Rotifera; Eurotatoria; Philodinida; Philodinidae
Source: the annotation of a GenBank genome assembly
AUGGCAUUAGGCAAAGGUAGUGGUGAUAUGAGUUUUGGUAUGAAAUUUAUUCGUCUAUUAAUUAUUAUAUUCAACAUAAUAUUUUUUCUCAUUGGUCUUAUCUUGUUAAUAAUUGGUUUGUACGUUUAUCUGAAUACUAAGUUACAGAAAUUUAGUCCAUUAAUUAAUGCUAAUACAGGAACAAGUAAUGUUACUCAAGAUCAGCCAAAACAAAGUAUGUCGACCAUAAGAAAAUUGGGGAUUGCUCUCAUGUCGAUUGGAGGUAUUUUGAUGGUAGUAGCACUUCUAGGAUUUCUUGGUUCUUUUAAAGUAUUUAAAAUUAUACAAAUCAUUUAUGCUGCUCUUAUUGGAAUAAUUAUUCUUGUUGAAGUUGGUUUCAUUAUUUAUUUUUUUACCACACAGUCGAAAGUAAAGAAAAACCUCCUACCAAAUCUUCAAAGUACUAUUACGAAUGGAUUUAUUGGAUCAGUAUCUAACGGAUCCAACUCAUCAAAAACAAAUGAUGUAACAAUUGCGUGGGAUCUGAUUCAAUUUAAUUUAAAGUGUUGUGGAGCGUCCAAUAAAACUGAUUAUAAUUUUGCGAAAAAUUGGAAUCAUAUAAAUCCUCUUAAUACCACUGGUCCUCUACUAAUGUAUCCUUUAACAUGUUGUCCCGUAGAUGCCAAAACAAGUUGGAAAACCCUAGAUGUAAAGACAUUUAGUUCAGCACAAACAUGUGCCGUUCAAGAUAAAGGUGUUUACAGUAAAGGAUGUUAUCCAGAACUACUGUCUACAAUAAGCGCUUACACAAAAGGUGUUGCUAUCGGUUCCAUUGUUGUUAUUAUUAUUCAAUUACUGGCAUUUAUAUUUGCCAUUGUAUUAGUUAGACGAAAAACAGAUUAUACAUCAAUAAAAUAA